GGGCUAGAUGUUGGCGCGAGAACGCCCGUCGUUGUAUUCGCUUCUACAAGCAGUUUUCUACUACCAAUGUCACGGAAGUGCAUUCUUGCCUUUGCCGCAUCUUCUUUUCCGAGUUCAUCAAGUUGGUCUUGGUUUUUCGUACUGUCUUUCAAGUGAAACAAUUACACUAGAUGAAUGAAAUAAGCUGUAGCACCAUCUAUCACGAUGCGCGGCCCCACCUUCCUGGCCACUCUACAACUGCUUGCUACAUCGUGCAGCCCCGCUUCCGCUGCCGAGCCCGUCCACCCGCUGACCUUCAAGAACAGCUGCGCAAGCUCCCCCCUCAAGCUCUUCUUCGUUCCCGAGAACUACCCGAAGGAAAAGCCCGUCCCGAUCGAAACGAUUUUUCCCGGCGCCGUUGCCUCCCAGGACACCUUUGAAGGGCACAUCUUUCGCGUUACAACGAGAAGCACAGAUGAUGGGUGGAAGGAAGAGGAGGAGAAGCGGCCGACAAAAAUCAAGGACACUUUCCACGUCACGGUGAAGCAGGGUGCGAAAAGCGGCGCCGUGGUCUGUACCUGUGCCGGCGGUGGAGCUAGUACAACCAUCGAGGAGGUGGAGAAUCAAAGCGACAACGCCAUCCAUUGCGAUGUCGAUUGGGUGGACCGGCCGACGGAAGAGCAGUUUUUCGCUGGGGAAAAAUGGGAGAAAGCCGUGGGAGACUGGCGACGCGAGUGCCGGAGACAGCUUGCAAAAGACGACGCCGACCGCGCGCACUUCUGCGAUCGUAUGAACAGCCCGCGUGAUUAUAACCCGACCCGGUGCAGAUUCAAGUAUCCAGGAACGAUUUCCCUGUCAUCUGCCGACAGUGGCACCAGUGCGUCGUCUACUCUAGCGCCGUUCCUGACCACGAUUUGGCCCCCAGGGUUUAGUGCACCGGUUGCUCCUUCGCCGAUAGAAGGAGCUAGUAGAAGUGCUGCUGCAACAACAUCCUCUGUCAAUACAAUUUCGCAGCACAGUACCUAUUACAACCACACCGGCGGAACCGCGUUGACCGAUAUUUUGCUGAAUUUGGAGUACGAGAAAGAAUUGAAGAAAACACACGACGAGGACAUCCAGCAGAUGUGGAGGCAGACGCAAGAAUUUCGGAAAUUCACGCCCGAGGGCUUCGAGGUGCAAGACUUCCCGGACCCAGAAUUGUUGCAGGACAUCCGCGCGUUUUGGCAGCAAAACCGCAACAAACUCGCGAAACCCGAGAAAACCAGGUGGCUCGACGGGGCGAUCCCGGCGUGCAAAACGGACAUGUGGUAUGCAAUGUGAAUUUCCUUUUCCCGUACAUGUACAAAAUGCAUGACAAAUUUCGUUAACUUGCAGUGUCCAACUUGUCAUGCUAGACUAGGACUGAAGGCAAGUUUUGUUAUGCAGAGACUGCAUUUGUACGUGUGCGGGAAAUUUUCUGUGGACAUGUGGCUCGUGGAGCUCCGCCAGGACCUGAAGGACAGGCUGCAAAAGAUGAUGCAGUAUCAAGUGCAAAUUAAAUUUGCUGGGUCUGGAAACUUGUGAUGCAUGUCAAUGAUUAAAAAUAACCACACUGUAAUGCACCGGCAAGCAUGACAGAUUUCCUCGCGGCUCUGUGUUGCGUAUUCCGCAUGAUGAGAAACAUCCGAUGGCCCUGCGCAAUACAGAGUUCAGAGUCGUGCCAAACUAGCAUGAGAAGUCUCGCAGUCUUCCGGACCCAGGCAUAUUUGCAAUGCAUAUGCAGCCGGUGGUGGCAAAGUGGACGGGGUUCGAGGCGAGUGAACUAGAGAUGACGGCGUUGUACGGCAUCCGUAUGCAGUGCAAAAGUAUCGUACUCGUAUAAAUGCAUUACAAAUUUCCUCAGCAUGAGAAAUGUAAUGCUGACGUACCUCAGCGUCAGCCACAGGGAAAAGAUUUGUAAUGCAUGAUUGCAAUACGAGGACGAUGCUUUUGCAUUUCAUAACCCGACUGUACCGACAAAACUCCGAAAUGCGGAUGCACGGCGACCUAUCCUGUGCAAAAGCAUCGCACUCGUAUUGCAUUCAUGCAUAUACAAAUCUUUCUUUUCAAGGUAAAUCAGCAUUUGCAAAUUUUAUUUCCGACGCUGAUGAAACUUGUAAUUACAAAACAUGAACACACUUCUUCUAUCGUUCCAGUGGUGUGUUGUUCCAGUUGAGUUGUAAUGCUAAUGCAUUUGUACGAGUGCGAUACUUUUGCAGUUCAUACGACCGGCGCGACACGCACGCAAUCAGCGCCAUUGUGGAGGUGGGCCAUCUGGAGUUUGGGUUUCCGGACGAUCAGUAUCACGGCAUGGAGGAAACGUACGACCACAGCUGGCCGUUGCAGGUGGUGACGCACAGUGGGGAAACGAAGUACGUACCCAACAAGGCGGGGCAGAUCAUUCUGUACGAGUCGGCAACGUUACCGCACGGGCGGCCGACACCGUUUCCGGGCCGGGAAUUUGCCAACGUCUUCAUCCACUACCGGCCGAAGGGGUGGCCGGAAAAAUUUGAAGUCGGUGCGCGGCGGCCUGGAGGUGGUGAGAAGAACGCAAAGGCGGAGGAAUUGUGAAGGGAUGGUCUUUUGCACGAGUUCUUGAAGGCGACGAGUUAGUUUUUUCAGGCCGAGUUGUAAAAUCAAUCGCAAGACAGAGGUGACUACUACAGUGGAUCUGGACUUUUCGCCGAAUUCUUUGCUGAAGUGCUGGUCUUGAUGAUUCUUGUCUGCGUCACACAUGAAGAUUCCAAGAAGACAGCGAAGGAGGUUUAGUUUCCCUUGCGAAGAUCGGCUCGUUGUCGUUGUGGCUACAGCCGCACGGCGUUGCGUGGCCAAGAAAAGCACAACUGUCUCCAAUCAGAGCCAGCUUCUGCUGUAAAAAAGUG
This is a messenger RNA of Amoebophrya sp. A120, 2879 nucleotides long. The record is from the annotation of a GenBank genome assembly. NCBI's taxonomy places the organism in Eukaryota, Dinophyceae, Syndiniales, Amoebophryaceae.